AUGAGCAGUCUGUCAACGAACCGCUCGAUGGACGAAGAAUACACAGCCAAGCCCUGGGAAGAGUCCUGCAUCCACAUCCCAGACGGACUGUUCUACUCGCAAAACGAGAAGAAUAGCAAGAAGGGCUAUCUCCGCCUGAUCCCCGUGAGCUUCGAGAACGACGUUGUGGGGUGCGAUGACUACCAAUCCCUCGUGAGAGAAAUGCGAAAGAACGAGCAGUACGUGCAGAUGAAGAAUAUGGAUUAUGGACACAUCGGAAACGCGGAGAAAAGGUAUCGAAGCAUCGUCACGGAGGAUAUGGUCAAGCAGAUCAUCCGAAACCUGCCUUUUCUGUCGAAUUUCUCGAUGACCACCGCGUGUGUCGAGCGGUUAUCGCUGGCGUUGAAGGAGUAUUUGACCUAUGUGCUCCAGGUCUGCAAGCACGAGCAUGAGCAAGUGGCGUUGCUGACUGGAUCGAACUCUGAAGUGAUCACAAAGGCGGAUAUUCAACGCGCCAUUCAGCGCCAUCCAUUCAUUUUAAGUGCUUUUCCUUCCUUGUGA
Messenger RNA from Blastocystis hominis, 540 nucleotides. RefSeq lists its product as hypothetical. The transcript has 2 exons. Bases 1 to 540 code for a protein of 179 amino acids. The record is from RefSeq and is a predicted model, not a curated record. Lineage: Eukaryota; Bigyra; Opalinata; Blastocystidae.